CCCUUAAAUCUAAUCCCUGUUCGGUUCUUCCUCAGCUACCCCUAACCUUUUAAGCCUGAUCUUCUCCUCCUAUCGGAGAAAUGGACUUUCCGGCCAAUUGUACUCCUCUCUCCCGUCCACCAAGGCCCUGAGCUCAAACCCAUCUUCUUCUUCUUCUGCUCUCGCUUACUCUGUAAUACAAGUUAUUCCAUGCUUCUCCUCUUUGCCUGUCGUAAGGCAUACCUUUCUCCUUCCUCACCAAGUUUUCCUGGAGUUUUCCGACUUUAGAAUUUGUGCUGAUUCCUUGAUUUUGUUGUUCUACUUUCUGCAGCUAACGGCAAUGGUAGAUGGUUACUGUAGCUUUCUUGUUUUAGUAACAUCCUCGAGUUUUCUAGAAAAGAAAAGAAUUUUGUCAGUUCGAUUUACUGUAUUUGAAUUUGGGUUUCACCUGUAAUUGUGAAGGACACUUUUUUCACUAAAUUUCUGAAAAUGGAGUGAAACUGCACAAAUAUAUAGUGCUUGUCUCAGCCAUGCCUCCGACGAAGAUUCAACCGAUUGAUAUUGAUUCCCAAAAGCUCAGGGAAGCCGUUGUUGGGAACGAUUCGGCGAAGCCAGUGUUGAAGUCGCGGCUUAGAAGGCUGUUCAUCUUUGACCGGCAGUCUCCGACCGUGUUAAGGAAUUCCUCGCCGGAGAAACUUAGCGCCGGCGAAUAUUCGUCCAACAGUGAUGGAGGAGGAUCGGAGUUCGAGCCGAGCUCGCUUUGCUUGGCGAAGAUGGUGCAGAAUUUCAUCGAGGAGACAAACGAGAAGCAGCCACCGGCGGCUAAAUGCGGCCGGAAUCGCUGCAAUUGCUUCAACGGCAACAACAACGGCAGCUCCGACGACGAGCUCGACGUCUUUGGUGGUUUCAAUGAAUCAGUCACCUCUGCAUCAUUCUGCGAUGCCAGCGACGUGCUCAAGAGCCUGAUUCCUUGCGCAACUGUUACCGAACGGAACCUUUUAGCUGACAUUUCGAAGAUAGUUGAGAACAACAACAAAGUCGUCAGAGCAAAAGAUAAUUUGAGAAAUAUCGUCGCAGAUUCCCUUUCAUCUCUCGGAUAUGACUCAUCUGUUUGUAUAUCUAGAUGGGAUAAAACCUCAUCUUACCCAGCUGGUGAACAUGAAUUCAUCGAUGUGAUUGUAGAAGGAGAGAGAUUGUUGGUCGACAUAGAUUUCCGAUCAGAAUUCGAGAUUGCACGAUCAACAGGGAGCUACAAGGCGAUCCUUCAAUUGCUUCCGCACAUUUUAGUCGGGAAAUCGGAACGGUUUGAUCAGAUAGUGUCGAUCGUGUCGGAGGCGGCGAAGCAGAGUCUAAAGAAGAAAGGAAUGCACUUUCCGCCGUGGAGGAAGGCGGAGUACAUGCGAGCCAAGUGGCUCUCUGCUUACACAAGGACAAAGCGGACCUGCGACCUUUCGGAUUCCGAGAACUCGGCGGCCAAGAACGACGACGUUGAGUGUUCCGCGACAGGGAACGGCGAUGGUGAAUUGGAGCUGAUUUUCAGGGAGAAAGCAAUAUCGUCGAAGGAGCCGGAGGAUGAUUCCGGCGAAGUGAAGCCAGAGCCAGUGGCAACGGAGCCGACGUGGAAACCUCCGGCGAUAAAACCGAAGAGAGUGGAAAAUGGAGCGAAAGUCAGCACCGGAUUAGCCUCUCUUCUGAAGGAGAAACUGUAGGAAAUUUUUUUGCCAUUCAUUCUCUCUCAGUUUUUUUUUUAAUUAAUCCGUUAUUUUGAGAGAAUUUAAGGAGAAAUCGGAUAGAUAGAGCUAUUUCUUU
Molecule: messenger RNA, 1788 nt
Organism: Prosopis cineraria
Lineage: Eukaryota; Viridiplantae; Streptophyta; Magnoliopsida; Fabales; Fabaceae
Exons: 3
Coding region: 510-1688 (392 amino acids)
Source: RefSeq, a predicted model, not a curated record